CUCCGACGCACUUGGUCACAGACGCAACGUUUGAAAUGGCUGUCACUCUUCACACAGAUCUAGGAGAAAUUAAAAUCGAGUUGUUCUGUGAGCGCACUCCAAGAGCGUGUGAGAACUUUCUUGCUCUGUGUGCCAGCGGGUUCUACAAUGGUUCCAUCUUCCACAGAAACAUUAAAGGCUUCAUGGUUCAGACUGGAGACCCGACAGGCACGGGUAAAGGAGGAACAAGCAUAUGGGGUCGCAAAUUCGAAGAUGAGUUCAGUGAACACUUGAAACAUAACGUAAGAGGAGUGGUCUCAAUGGCCAACAACGGCCCAAACACGAAUGGCUCCCAGUUUUUCUUCACGUACGCCAAACAGCCUCAUCUGGACAUGAAGUACACCGCCUUCGGAAAGAUUAUCGAUGGCUUGGAAACACUGGACGAACUGGAGAAGCUGCCCGUGAAUGAGAAGACGUUCCGACCGCUGACUGAAACCCGCAUAAAAGAUGUGACCAUUCAUGCUAACCCUUUUGCUGGGUAGCUGACUUCAGAAAUACAGAAAGGCCUUUAAUGCAGACGUGGACCCUGGUAUUUCCUAUAAGUCAGUUUAUACAGCGCGGGGAGCCUUGCCAAAGUUAAAACGGAUAACUUGUCAGAGGGUAGAAAUUGAAGAGAAAACCACCCAGACAUUGAUGGUUGACAGCGUACUGACUGUGAAGCGGCAAAGUGCUGAGUUGUCUUUAACAAAAUUCAUGUUUGAUACAUCAGCUUCUCCAAGUAGGAAUGAUAUCACAGAGUUGAAUUUUACUGUCACUGUCCCUGAAGUGGUGCCAGAUUUUGUAACGUAAAGCGACAGUGCGGGACUUUAACUUAUAAAUGAACGUCCAUUACAUUCAACCCCGUUCCCAGUGAGUUCACACAACACUGACUAAGCUUAUCGGUACAAGUAAAUCUCUCUGUAUUUGGCAGUAUAUUGGAGUUUUGAAUUAUGUGUCUGGCAACGUUUAUGCACUGGCGCACCAGUUGCAAAACAUUUCACGUCAACCAGCAAUGACUGGCUGGGAGCAAAUGUAGCGACGAAGAUCGACAAGGUUACAGCAACUGAGAAACGGAUUACAGUCUAAAAAAGGACGGGAUCGUCAGUGAGGCUUACGUCAUGAACACGCUUGAGAGUGUCUUUGUGUUUACUCACUGUCAAAAGAGAGAAAAGUGCCGCCCUGCAGGUUUAAUGUAUAAUUCAGGGGGAAUCGUUGACUGUAAAUAAAAGAUGGAUGUUGCCAUCAUGAUGUCACCCCUUGUGGAGUACCAUUCUGAAGCCUAGAGUUUGAAUUUGGCCACCCCAGAUUGGUCUUUUUAAACCAGAUGUAAUGAGCAAAUUGUGCAUCUGAUUGAGAACUCAAAAACAUCAUGCACGCUGAUACAGUAGCAACCUGUCAAUCACAAGGUAGCCCCGCCUUUAAGCAUACAUUACCUACUUGCCUGUUUUACUUUAAACAAAACCAUCACACCGCAUUGAGGAGGAUAUGAAAGCAUUGAUGGAGAUCUGAAAAAUGUUCACUGAGGUAUCAAAUCACAGCAGAAGUCCCAUAGACUUCUAUACAAUUUGACUUCUUAGGAGUCGCCCCCUGCUGCCUCUUAGAAAGAAUGCAGGUUUGAGCCACUUCGUCUGACUCCUUGAUUGUAGACUGCAGGGUUAAACCUGCCUCUGGCCAUGCAUUUCACCCAACGUUCUCCUUCCCUUACCCUAACCACAUGUUAUUGUUUUCAAAAUUAUCCUGCUACAGAAAAUCACAACAACCUCGAGGAUAAUUCUGCAGAAGGUUUGGCUCAUGAGAUAAAGCAGCCUUGCUAUUUUUAUUUCUAAUUUUAGGUGAAUUAUGAAUUCUAGUGACAGCACUUGGCUCCUUGCGUGCAAAUGUUCUACGAAAUGCCCUCUCACUGUUUAAAUGGGACACCAUUCCUGCAUCCUGGGCUUAGCACCGCCGAAGACGAUGUAAUCAGUUUAACGAAAUACAGACAAGCCAGAAGUCCUUUUUUCCCCCUUUGUAGCAAAAUGAUGAAGAGAUGCAGCCAGACCAUUCUUUACAGUGCUAGAUAAUGAAUACUCUGAUUGUGUGAAACUAUUUUUUUUUUUACAUUGAUUUGACUUUUCAGACUCUGACGCUUCAUCCAUCUUUUAUAUAGUCUACUGGACGAGAAUGCUUCCUCUAUUUUGUUGCUGCAAAUGAUAAAUAAAAUGGCUAGUAUCCUCUUUAAGCAUAUUUUGAAGUGACAAAGCCUCCAUCAUAAAGUUUAGAUUGUCCAAAGGAACACCUUUCUAUGUGUCCACAACUCAGUCCAGGAAGAAACCACGUCUGUCAUUGUGCAACACUUCUGUUUUUCUCUUGUAAAUAAAUUGCCAGUGUUUUGUACUAAAUAAAACUUUUAUAAUCGCUA
Messenger RNA from Stegastes partitus (bicolor damselfish), 2416 nucleotides. RefSeq names its product peptidylprolyl isomerase (cyclophilin)-like 3 (gene ppil3). Bases 36 to 521 code for a protein of 161 amino acids. The transcript is spliced from 7 exons. Gene Ontology annotation, cellular component: catalytic step 2 spliceosome. Gene Ontology annotation, molecular function: peptidyl-prolyl cis-trans isomerase activity. The record is from RefSeq and is a predicted model, not a curated record. Lineage: Eukaryota; Metazoa; Chordata; Actinopteri; Pomacentridae. Gene Ontology annotation, biological process: protein folding; protein peptidyl-prolyl isomerization.